AUGAUGCUCAGCCGCCUGCUGGAACUGGACCUGGAGGAGGCAGGGAGCAGCUUCGACCACUGGGAGAUGAAGAAGAAUAACGAGGUUUGCAAGGCUUGCGGCACCACGUUUUAUCCGGAUGCCAAGUAUUGUCACAAUUGCGGCAAGAAGCGGCCAACACUCGCCGAGCUGCAAGCGGCGAGAAGCGAGCAUCUGAGCUCUUUGAGCCGAGAGCGAGAACGUGAAAAGGUGCCUCUCGCUGCUUUCCUGGACGAGCACGGCAUCAAGCAGUCGGACCAUGAUUCCCUAGAACAUGUGCAAGACAUGCUGGAGAUGGCCCGGCAGAAGCUCGCGUGUGACGAUUUCACGGCUCUGAUAGAAGUGACGGACUGCGUGCUUCAGGACGACACCGGCAACCUUCCAAUUGAGCAGUACAAGAAGUUCUGCAAAGCCACGGGGGCCUCUGAAGGAAUGAUGGAGUCCUACAAGCACCCAAUGCACAACUUUGAGGUUGAGUCUGCAGAGCCCCCUCUGCUCGCCAAAAGUCGCAUGGGUUUUAUCGUCCUCUUCGAUGCGACCUCCGCCUCUUCCUUUGAGGCAGUGAAGGCAUAUUUGUCGGCCCAUCCUCUCAUCGCCGAGGGGGCCGAGAAGCCAGAAAAAAGUUUUCCGAUCCGGUUUGUUGCCAACAAGAUCGAUAUGCACGAGCAGGCAGAGGACAUCAAGGCAAACCUCGCUGCGGCGACGGAGCUCUGCUACGAGCUGGGGCAGGAGUCGGAGAAGCUGAUCCGACAGAUAUCCGUCACAGACUACACUGGCGUACGGGAGCUGUUUGCGGAUCUGCUUGAAGAGUGCAUCGAGGAGACAUCUAACUGGGCGACCAGCACCCUGACCACGCAGAUCGAAGCUCGCAAAAAGAAAUUGGAGGGCGGCGACAAGUGCGCAAUGAUGUGA
Molecule: messenger RNA, 930 nt
Organism: Symbiodinium necroappetens
Lineage: Eukaryota; Dinophyceae; Suessiales; Symbiodiniaceae
Source: the annotation of a GenBank genome assembly